AUGUCAUUUCGUAAUCGAGAAAAAUUAAGACACACUUCUGGAAUGAUGAAGGAUGAUUUCGAUCUAAAUGAUAUAAAUGACCCUGAUGAGUUGGGCCUGGAACAGAAGAUGGAUAGCCUAUUAACCUAUUCAAGGUAUAACUUUAAACGUGAGAUUUCUUACAAAAAAAAACAUAUUCUAAAUCUUAUCACUGAAUAGCAAUCCUCAUCCACCAAGCCCACUCAACCCUCACAACAACAGUCUCUAAUUUCAAAUAAUAUCUCUUCAUUACAAGAUGCCAUACCCCAAAUACUCUUCGAUAAAGGAGAUCCAAUCAAUGAGCCUCAAUACACAGAAUCUAAGCUCUCCAAACUGAAUAAAGAAGCACUUUCCCCCUCUGUCCCUCACAGAUUCACCUCGAAAAAGAGAUCUUAGUUUUCAUACUACUCCAAUGACUCUUAUAAUUCUAACUUGGAGUUACAUCUAUACCAAAGAUAAGAUUCCAACCACCACCUCUCAGAAACCCGGAAAGAAAGAUCGAAAUUAGUGAGCAACACCAUGAAUCAAUAUAAUCAGCAAUAUUUACUGAGACAAUCCAGAAACAAAAUCAAUAACAAAUCUAAAAGAAACAAUCCCCAAUCCUCCUUAUUACAAUUAGAAUUAUCAGACAAAUCAAGGUCCCAAAGUUCGAUAACUACUCCCAAAAGCAUUUUGAAAAACCCCUCCUCUCUCAACUCGAGUAGACAGAGCAUUUGCAGUUUGCAACUUGGUAGUUAGUUAAACACUCAAUCACCCUCUAGAAGACACAAAGUCAAGUUCUGUCUGACCAAACAACAAGCAAGAAGAGAAAAUAUUCCAUGUUGA
Molecule: messenger RNA, 843 nt
Organism: Paramecium octaurelia
Lineage: Eukaryota; Ciliophora; Oligohymenophorea; Peniculida; Parameciidae
Source: the annotation of a GenBank genome assembly